This is a messenger RNA of Adineta steineri, 1848 nucleotides long. Lineage: Eukaryota; Metazoa; Rotifera; Eurotatoria; Adinetida; Adinetidae. The record is from the annotation of a GenBank genome assembly.
AUGUUAUCUUAUUAUCCUCGUCGUUUAUUUUUAAAUUUAUAUCGACAAAUAAUCUCAAUACAUUCUAUUAAAUCAUUAGAAAAUAUACAAAUUCGUCAUUUAAAUUUAACUGAUCAAACUAAACGAAAGAUUCUCUUAAGAAUCAAUACAGCACUUAAUGAAAAUGAGAAUGAAACUAAUACUGAUUCACAUACUUCUAAUAUAGCUUGUUUAAAUAAUGAAUUAAUUCUAUCUGAACGUAUGAUAAAAUUUCCAUUUCAUUAUCGAUGUAUACUUGAACAACAACUAUCAAUAUGUCAAGAUCGUUGGGUAACAGCUAAUGAAUGGAAACAAUUAUAUGAUAUUGUUGGUGAAACAACAAAACCUUUAUUUGCUUCAAUAACAAUGCUUAUUUGUGUACAAUUGAAACAUAUUGAACGUGGUCGAUCUUUAUUUCAAUUUAUUCAACAAAACCAUCCUGAUUUAUUAACAUCAACUGCAACAACUUAUUCAACUUAUAUGAAUUUACUAGCUUUAGAUUUUUUUAUUUCAUCUGGAAAAAAACAUGAACAAGAUUAUUCACCAUAUGAAGACGAAUUAUGUGAAAUCUAUCAAAAAUUUGUUAAAGAUAAAAAACCGGUUAUCAUAGCAUCAGCAGCUGCAUUAGGAAUAAUUAAAGGUUUAUGUGUAACUCAUCUUUGGCGUGAAGCAUAUACUUAUUUACCAUUUGUUAAUGAUGAUGAUCAACUACAAGCUAUACGAGAUCUUAUUCUUGCUGCUUUACAUAAUAAUGAUAUUGAUGCAGCAAUAAAAUUACUUCAAAAUCUAAAAACUCCACCACCUAGUGAUAGUGCUGCUGCAACAAUGUCAAGUACUUUAACUGAUAUUAUACGAGAUAUAUUUAGAAAUUUAGAUGAAAAUAAUAAAAAUGCUUAUGAAUUUAUUGAACAUUUAUUUCAUUAUUUAUCGACAUUAGAUUAUUUUAUUGAAAAAUCAGCUACCGAUGAAAUACAAACAUUUUUCGAUAAGUUAGUUCCAAAUAUAUAUGGUUAUGGUACAACACUUGUAUAUCCAAGUGGUGCUUGUAAACAAUUGCCUGGUUUUAAUUUAUCAAAUGGUGAAUUAACUGAUGAUGAUUUCAAUUUCUUACGAAAUUAUCUUAUGGAAAAUGCUUAUACAGAAAAGGAAGUUUUUAAUACUACAACACCAGCUGAAUUUGAAAGAUUUAAAGUACUUCUUGCUCGUAAUAAAUUUACGAUGAUUGUUGAUGGCUUGAAUAUACUUUAUGGUAUUGAUCGAUUUGCUACUGAUCCUGUUACUUCAAUGAUUAAGACAAUAAAUUUUCUUAAAAAUUUACAUGUAUCGAAAUCACAAAUGUUAUUUAUUGCACGUAAACAUGUAUUAUCUCGUAUACCAUUUGAUAUCCAGAAAGAUUUACGUUCAAUAUGUGAGAUUUUUCUAGUCGAUAAUACUUCUCGUGAUGAUUGGUUUGUUAUAUAUGCUGCAUUACAUUCAAAAGCUUAUGUUUUAACGUCAGAUAUAUUGAGAAAAGAACGUGGAAUAGCAAAUAAAUAUACACCAGCCAAAAAUGCUGAAGUCAAUGAUAAAUUACAAAAAUGGCUUUAUCGUUAUCAAUAUAUGUUUAUUCGACAAGGAAAUCGAGUUUAUUUUAAACAACCAAUGGCAUACAAGUUAAGAGCACAAUAUACACAAAAUGUAUGGUUUAUUCCAUAUUUCAAUAAAAAACCUGUAUCAUUAGCUCAACGGCCUGACAAUUGGUUCUUUCUUUAUAAUAUCUCAGAUAAUAAAAAAGCAGCAUCCGCAGUCAAACUAAAAUCAAAACCACAAACUAUCAUCAUUAAACAAUAA